AUGUCAUACAAAGAAUUCCACAUCACCGAACAACCCGGUUGUCACCACUACCACGUAACAGCCACAGACAUCACCGGCGAUACGCAAUCAUUUUUCCUCGAAAACUCACCCUUUGACAAAUCCCAGCCCGACCUACGCAUGCACCUAGGGCUCGAUGCAACGGGCGCCGUCAUUGGUGAAUCGCGAUACAAACGCUUCUCGCAAGAUUGCCAAAUCUCGCUCGUCGAGAAUGACCUGCUAUACGCCGACAAUCUAGACAACGAUGGGGUGCAAGUCACUCUGUCCAAAAAGGGAUAUUUGUCACCCAGAUAUGCAUUCCAGACAAGUCUAUAUGGUGAAAUGGGUCGAUUCUUAUGGAAGAAGACACGUUCUUUGGGGAAGCAUGCUACGCCACUGGGGAAUUUGAAAUUAGUCAAAGAUUCUAGUGAUGAACCCCUGGCGAUAUUUUCGUCGAACUCGUAUUCGUUGGUUCCUGGGUGCGUUGAGAUGUGUGGGGAGUUUGGAGAGGAGUUUGAUCGGUUGGCUCUGUUGACGGGGGUGUCGGUUCGGGAGAAGCAACGUCGGUCACGGAGUAGGCAGAUGAGGCAUGCGGGGGAUUAUGCGUUUACAUCGGGGGUCGGGUUGGGAAUGGGACUGGGUGCUGGCGGUGGCGGUGGAGGCUGUUGA
Messenger RNA from Penicillium brasilianum, 666 nucleotides. The record is from the annotation of a GenBank genome assembly. Lineage: Eukaryota; Fungi; Ascomycota; Eurotiomycetes; Eurotiales; Aspergillaceae.